Messenger RNA from Phycodurus eques (leafy seadragon), 1060 nucleotides. It is a transcript of the gene tmem54a, whose product is annotated as transmembrane protein 54a. Bases 155 to 892 code for a protein of 245 amino acids. Lineage: Eukaryota; Metazoa; Chordata; Actinopteri; Syngnathiformes; Syngnathidae. The record is from RefSeq and is a predicted model, not a curated record. The transcript is spliced from 6 exons.
CCCGUUCAGGUGAGGAAGUUGAAGAAAUCGCAGGUGAGCGACGUCGAGCGAAACAAGUCGCCCAGCACAAUGCGACUUUUCCAAUAAACGCUGUCAGAAAUGACAGCGGCCCACCGUGAAUUCUCGCGUGAUAUCAGAGGAGAGGACCCCAAUCAUGGUGAACUGCGGAGUGUGCUGUGCCAACCUCAAAGACAACAAAACCCUGAUGAAGAUGGGCUUGGCGCUGGUGCUGGUGGGCCAUGUCAAUUUUCUGCUUGGAGCUCUGGUGCAUGGUGCAGUGCUCAGGCACAUCAGCGUGCACACCGAGGCCCGUAUCAUGGUGUACGCCAUCACUAACGUCAUUGCCAUCGUGUCAGGCUUGAUGGGAAUUAUUGGUGGAAUAAUUGCAAUUGUCUUGUCCAAAAACAAGAAAAGCAGGAUUUUGAAAUGGGUCCUGCUGGUGUUCAGCUUCCUAGCAGGUCUCUUGGCUGUCGCCUCCACUUUGGGCCUGCUAACUUCCAUGAUCACUGCCAUUAUUCACAAAGGACGAAGCCUGAUGACACACUGCACUCUCCUCUCACAUGUUGUUGGAUCGUCCAGUGUCACCUAUGAAUGCCCCUUUGACCCCACUCGCAUCUAUAGCACCACAAUCGUUCUGUGGGUGCCACUAAUCUUGAUGUCCGUGGUGGAAAUUGUGUUUUCCUUCCGCUGCUUCGCUGCCUGUACGUCAUUCCUGUACCUCGGUCCAUGCAGGCAGAGGCCGACAAUAGCAAAGAGGGUCCGCAUGCAGAGGGCUGUUGAAAUCUCCCAAUCGCCUCCAUCUGAGCAGCUGACCGAGGUUGAUACCGAGGCUGUGGAGCGAGAUGUGUUGCUGGACAGCGGUGCUGCAGCAGAGCAGAGCCACUGGCUCUGAGCUCACCAAACCCAAUAAGAGAGGUUGAAACUACAUGAGCCUAACAUUUUGAGUGAUACAGACAUUUGUCUUUAAUAUUUUUACUACAUAACGCUUUUUUUACUUGUUAAAACACUGCCAUUUUAUGUAAUUACCAUAUUAUUAAAAAUGUUAAUACAAGGUGGUCAG